GUUGGUCAAUCGCCGAACUUACCGCCGCGCCGGCCAUGGACGGGCACGUCCGGCGGCUGCUGAACCGCGUGUCGAUCGCCCUGGCGGCCGUCGCCACCGCCGCGCUGCUGCAGCUCUUCCGCCACUCGUCCUCCUCCUGCUUCGUCGGCUCCCCUGCCUAUUCGUCCCUAUCGCUGGCGCCCUUCCCGCGCACCUCGUGCGACGCUGCGUCCCGCCGCGUCGUCGACCCCAACCUCCGCCUCGCCAAGCUCCGGUCCUCGCCGCGGUGGCGGCGCCGCAGCGCAGCCCUCUCCACAUCCGUGUUCCCACGACUCCGCCGGCUGCGCCUCCUCCGCAGAUCGUCCCGCGUCCUCUGCGUGGCCGCGGGCGCGGGGCAGGCGGUCGACGCGCUCCACGUGGCCGGCGUUGGGGACGCCACCGGCGUUGAUCUUGUUGACUUCCCUCCCCUGGUAAGGCGCGCGGACCCGCACAAUCUCCCGUUCUUCGACGGCGUGUUCGACGUCGUGCUCUCCGACGAACCGAUGGCGCUCACCGGCGCGCUCUUCCCGUCCCGGUUCGUGGCCGAGGCCGAGCGCACCGUCCGGUGGGGCGGCGCAAUUGCUCUCGCCAUCGAACGGCAUAUCGAUCUCUCUACCGUCGCCUCCCUCUUCAAAAAGUCACGCGUGGCGGCGGCUUGGAAUGCUACCUUGGAUGGCUCAGCGGCGACCAUGGUAAUCUUAAGAAAAAAUAGCAACAAUACAAAACAGCAUUGAUCCGCAAUCGUUUACUCUUGUUUACAUUGCAAGUUAAUGUGGUAUUGUAUGGUCUUUAUAGAUUUGUUCGAAAUUGGACAGGAUAACUUACGUGAAAUUGCCAAGUGAACUACUAGUUGUGAUUCA
Oryza sativa Japonica Group (Japanese rice) is the source of this 878-nucleotide messenger RNA. RefSeq lists its product as uncharacterized. Gene Ontology annotation, molecular function: S-adenosylmethionine-dependent methyltransferase activity. NCBI's taxonomy places the organism in Eukaryota, Viridiplantae, Streptophyta, Magnoliopsida, Poales, Poaceae. The record is from RefSeq and is a predicted model, not a curated record.